AUGGCUAGGCACGGGGACACUCGCUCACCAUCACCUGCAGGCAGUUCUUAUUCCUCGUCAAAACGCAGCCGGAAAGAUGAGGAUCGCUACGAGAGAAGUCGAAGAGACGAUAACCGUGACCGUGACCGCGACCGCGGUCAUCGUCGGAGACACUCCAGAUCUCGGAGUCCUGAUAGACGACACCGUGACCGCGAUAGAGACAGAGACAGGGAUCGCGACCGAGAUCGUGACGCCUACCGUCGCCGAGACCGUUCCUUAGACCGACGCUAUGAUGGGCGGAAGGACGAUGACUACUACUAUUCUAAAAGAGACAGAGACAGAGACAGAUCACGGGAGCGCGAUCGACGACGCUCACGAGACCGUGACGACCGUCGUCGGAGCCGAGACCGAGAUGGUCGCUCGAGGCGCGACGAUUCCCGCGACAAGGAUCGCCGGCUGAGAGAUGAGUCUACUGAAUCUAGGAAAAGGAAACGUGAUGAAAGUUGGGAUCGCGGUUCCAGACGAGAGUCGGGCAUUGCUUCGAAGGAGGCGUCGAAACCAGCCACCCCUACUGCAUUGACAGCCGAAGAACAGAAAGCGGCACGUCUGGCAAAGUUAGAGCAAUGGAAGAAGAAACAAGCGGAAGAGCAAGCUAGAAAGCAAAGGGAGCUCGAGGCCGCUGGUGGGGCACGAAGCAUAUUGCAGGAGAUUGACAGGAAAGCAGGCAUCUUGCCGGCAGUGAGUUCUCCGCAGUCCCCUGCAGCUCCUACUUCGCCAUCACCAGUUUCAACGCCGUACGCUGGCAAAUUCGAUCCCAAGGCCAUAGUGAAGAAGGCCCAGCAUGCCUCGGCCGCAACCAAGGUACUUGGGGGUGAUAUCGCCCCACCGACUUUGACCAACGGCCACGUCAAGGCCUCACAGCAAUCUCCAAAGCCUGCAGCAAAUGGCUUCUCUUCCUCAAAAGCAGUAAAAGCGACAGGGUCUGUGGGCAAAUUUGGACUAGGUAGCAGAACGACUACGGACAAUGAAGUAACAAAGAAAGGUCUGGAUUUUGCAGACGAUGAGGACACCAAGAAGAAACUCGAGAAACUUCCCAACAUAGCCUUGGAACAAGAUCUGAGUGUUGAUGACACUCAACCGGAUGGAGCCGACGACGGUGACAAUGAUGUUGACAUGCAGGAAGAAGAUGGGGAGGAAGACGCCCAAGCUAUGGCCGCCGCGCGUGCAGCAGCAGAGCAGCGGAGUCAAGCGGAGCGAGGCGAAGACACGACCAUGGCCGACGUAUCUGCCCAUCCAGCAACCACUACAACAAACGAAGAAGAGGAAGAAGUUGAUCCAUUGGACGCAUUCAUGCAGGAUUUGGAACCUGUUGAAACCUCCAGGUCUUUCAGUAAGAAGGCAACCUCCAAAUCGCGCCAACAAGAACCCGAGGCGCUUUUUGGGGAUGACGAAGUUGACAUUACAGCCGUCGAUGAUGAGCAUCCCGACAACAUCCUGUCCCUGGCCAGUGCCACUGCCAAAAAGAAGAAGAAGGACAUCCCGACCGUCAAUCAUGCCAAAAUGCAGUAUCAGCCAUUCCGGCGCAAUUUCUACUCAGAGCCCGUGGAAAUGGUUGAUUGGACAGAAGAAGAUGUAGCCAACUUGCGAAUGGAAUUGGACAAUAUCAAAGUCCGAGGGGUGGAUGUUCCGAAGCCGGUGCAGAAAUGGGCGCAAUGUGGGCUGGGAGUCCAAGUUCUGGAGGUCAUUCAGAAGUUGGGCUAUGACGCACCGACCAGUAUUCAGGCUCAAGCCAUUCCAGCCAUCAUGUCUGGUCGGGACGUUAUUGGUGUGGCCAAAACUGGGUCUGGUAAGACGAUAGCUUUUCUUCUCCCCAUGUUUCGACAUAUCAAAGAUCAGCCUCCUUUGGAACCCCUGGACGGACCGAUCGGCCUCAUCCUGAGCCCGACGAGAGAGCUUGCUACACAGAUACACAAAGAGUGCAAGCCCUUCCUCAAAGCUCUUGGUCUGAGAGCAGUGUGCGCCUACGGAGGUGCUCCCAUUAAGGACCAAAUUGCCGACUUGAAGCGGGGGGCGGAAAUCGUGGUUUGUACUCCUGGCCGAAUGAUUGAUCUUCUUGCAGCCAACAGUGGACGAGUGACGAAUCUGAAACGUGUCACGUAUGUGGUGCUGGAUGAAGCGGAUCGGAUGUUUGACAUGGGAUUCGAGCCUCAAGUUAUGAAGAUUCUCUCCAACAUCCGCCCAGACCGUCAAACCGUUCUCUUCUCCGCGACGUUUCCCCGGCAGAUGGAAGCGCUAGCAAGGAAAACCCUGACCAAGCCCGUCGAGAUUGUUGUCGGUGGUCGCAGUGUUGUUGCACCGGAGAUUACCCAAAUUGUCGAGGUGCGCGAAGACAACACCAAGUUUAUUCGGCUGCUUGAACUUCUCGGCAAGCUUUAUGAGGAUGAGAAGAAUGAGGACGAUCGGGUGCUCAUUUUUGUCGAUCGACAAGAGGCGGCUGAUGGUCUCCUACGCGAUUUGAUGAAAAAGGGAUAUCCUUGCAUGUCGAUCCACGGCGGGAAAGAUCAGAUCGAUCGGGAUUCGACGAUUGACGACUUCAAGGCCGGCGUGGUGCCCAUCCUCAUUGCGACAUCUGUCGCCGCACGUGGUCUUGACGUUAAACAGUUGAAAUUGGUGGUCAACUACGAUGCGCCCAAUCAUCUGGAAGACUAUGUACAUCGUGCCGGACGCACAGGCAGGGCCGGUAAUACGGGAACUGCAGUGACCUUUCUUACUCAAGAACAAGACAGAUAUGCUGUUGACAUCGCGAAAGCUCUGAAGCAGAGUGGACAGCCGGUCCCGGAGGCUGUUCAGAAGCUCGUGGAUUCGUUUAUGGAGAAGGUCAAGGCUGGCAAAGAGAAAGCCGGUGCGUCUGGAUUUGGCGGCAAAGGUCUCGAACGGCUUGAUCAAGAGCGUGAUGCAGCCAAGGCUCGAGAACGCAAAACUUUCAAAACUGGCGAUGAAGGCGAAGAGCAAGAAGAAAAGGAAGACAGUAAAGAUGUCAAAGUUGGCGAUGAUCUGUUCGCCAAAGCCGCGUCAAGCGUCAAGCCGUUCGAAAGCAGCACCAGUCUUCCCGGUGUGCCCAAGGGGAUUGACUUGGACGGCAAAAUCACGGUCCACAAGACUGAGCGUGACACUGGAGGAUCCAAAUCUGGCGCUGGGCCCCAGAAUCAAAUGGACAAGGUCGCGGCAGCUGUGGGUGCGAUCAAUGAGAAACUCUCCAAAGCAGGUGUCAUGCGGUCGGGCGUGCCUAUUGACAACAAGGGUCCUGAUGCUGGUGCAUUCCACGCGACGCUGGAGAUCAACGACUUUCCUCAAAAAGCACGGUGGGCAGUCACGAACCGGACGAAUGUGGCCAAGAUCCUCGAAGCAACGGGCACAUCUAUCACUACCAAGGGCUCCUUCUACCCUGCAGGUAAAGAGCCUGGGCCCAACGAGAAUCCCAAGCUGUAUAUCCUUGUGGAGGGCGAUACCGAGGUUGUGGUGCACGACGCCAUGAGAGAGCUGAUGCGGUUGUUGAAGGAAGGGACAAUGAGUGCGGCUGAUGCUGCCGAGAGGACUGGAGGGAGGUAUUCGGUGUUGUAA
This is a messenger RNA of Fonsecaea pedrosoi CBS 271.37, 3600 nucleotides long. RefSeq lists its product as uncharacterized. The coding region runs from base 1 to 3600 and encodes 1199 amino acids. NCBI's taxonomy places the organism in Eukaryota, Fungi, Ascomycota, Eurotiomycetes, Chaetothyriales, Herpotrichiellaceae. The record is from RefSeq and is a predicted model, not a curated record. Gene Ontology annotation, molecular function: ATP binding; RNA helicase activity; nucleic acid binding. The transcript is spliced from 4 exons.